Messenger RNA from Periophthalmus magnuspinnatus, 2334 nucleotides. Its product is annotated as DNA translocase FtsK 1-like. The coding region runs from base 87 to 1133 and encodes 348 amino acids. The transcript has 2 exons. The record is from RefSeq and is a predicted model, not a curated record. Lineage: Eukaryota; Metazoa; Chordata; Actinopteri; Gobiiformes; Gobiidae.
GAGGAGGCGCACGGCCAGCCUGAGGAGGCGCACGGCCAGCCUGAGGAGGACUGUUCUGGAGGAGGGGCCCUGCUCUGGACUGGACCAUGCACUGUCUGCCCGUCCAGACCCCCACAGGCAGCUCCUGCUCCACAGACCCCAUCUACGACAACUGUCUGCCCCAUGCCCAGAGCCACAGGACAGGGGACACCCGCAUGGAGCACAGGGGUCACCAGCUCACCGUCCCGGGGCCCCGAGGCCCUCGGCCCGGGCCGGCUCCGGGUCCCGCUGUGACAGGGGCCCGAGGGCCUGGCCUCUGGCCAGACCACAGUUACUGUAGCUGGAGAGAAGAUCUGGACUGUCCAGAAUACAGACCGGAGCUGGGGGCUAGAGGAGGAGACACUGAGCAGAGAAUCCUCUGGAGAACACAGGACCGAGGUCCAGUGAAGCGCAGCCCCAGCCCCGAGCACAGGAGCACGCUGUCCUUCUACGACAACAUCCCUGACGCCGUUACCCCUGAGAACCUGCCAACGUUCUUCAUGGAAACACAGGAGCACGCAUACCAGGCCUGGGCCCCACAGCGGCUCCAAGGGCCCCUCGAGCCCGAGGUCCGAGGGCCCCCAGAACCUGAGGUCCAAGAGCUCCCCGAGCCUGAGGUCCAAGAGCUCCCCGAGUCUGAGGUCCAAGGGCCCCCCGAGUCUGAGGAAGAGAACCUGGAGCUAAUCCCGGAGCAGGAGGCGGAGGCGUGCUCCCAGCCGUGCCACGCUGAGCCCUGGGCCUCAGAGGAGGCCCGUUUGAGGAUACCUCCUCCCGUCCCUGUGGCAGACCCUUCGGCCAGCGCCCUGCGGAGCCUCCUGACCAGCCUGCAGCAGCAGAUCACCCGGCAGAGGGACGAGUACGAGGAGCGCAUCACCAGCCUGGAGCAGAGGAACGAGGAGCUGCAGAUGGAGGUGAUCCGUCUGAAAACGAGCCUGGCCCAACAGCGUCACUGGUACCAGAUGGUUCAGACCAAGAUCGUAGAGUGUGAAAAAGCCCGAGCCGGCGCCGAACAGCGAAACGCCGCUCUGCAGAGGGAGAUGGAGACGUUCUUUGAUACUUUUGGAGAGCUCAACAAAGAGGCCAAGAAGACUGAGCACAUCGCCAAGAGCUUUUGACAAACGUGUGUUUUUCCAAAGACAAACUGUGUGGUUUUCACCUGUGACCUCAGCCUGAGACUCACAGACAAACACAGCUGCAAAUUAAACUGUGAGGAAAUGAAAAUAUAACUCCUGUACAGGGAGGCAUCGAUCCAAUACUGGCAUCGAUACUGGUAUCGGAUCGGUGCAUCCCUUCUCCUGUAUCGCUUAAAAAGACACAGACACAAACAUUCUGGGCAGGAUGACACUCAUUCUGUUUAUUUUCAAGUGAACUGACCACAUCUGGGGUCAUUUAAGGCAAAACGGACAAAAUAAGGUCUUUAUAAUGCAGGGUACAUACAAGUGCAUGAGUCUCAGAGACUCGUCUUAUCUCGAUCACUUUGUGCGAUCGUGUCUGCAGAGAGCAGCCUUACAGUUCAUAAAACAUCUACGCCGCGUCCUCAGGCCUCGUCACAAACACUUUGGGGUUCGUGGACAGAGCGGGGAUAGGAGUGCUACACAGUACAAGAACACGAGCACAGACGCUAACGAGGCUAAUGACGUCUUUUAAAAGAAAACACAAACGAACUGAGCAGAGCGCUCUGUGGGUAAUGUGGGCCGGUUAAACAUGCAGUUCAACAUUUAUGUUCUACAAGAGGAAUGGAUUAGAAAAACAGCAUGCAUAAAACCACCGAGACAUCACGGGCCAGAGCCGAUCAGGGCCAGAGCCGAUCAGGGCCAGAGCCGAUCAGGGCCAGAGCCGAUCAGGGCCAGAGCCGAUCAGGGCCAGAGCCGAUCAGGGCCAGAGCCGAUCAGGGCCAGAGCUGAUCAUGUGCAACAUUUUGCAAAACAAAAUAAAUAUUCCACAAUUUGUUCAAGAUUUACAAGUAUUUGGAGGCCCGUUUAGCCUUUGUACCUUUGUGAAACUGGGCUGUUACGACAAGAAUUCAACCGAUUUGUAAACAAAAGAAUAAAGCUACCACCGAAAAAUAUGAAAUCACUCCCUCACACAAUCUGUCAGCCUAAACGUGUCUUAAAUGUGUUUUAAAUAUGUUUUUAACAUGUUUGAAACAUGUUUUUAUUAUUCUAACCUUUGAUCGUUUUGACGCUGCAGGAGACUCUCUGCUCAAAACUUUACAUUAAAAUAACUCAAAGUAUUUCUAAAAAAAUAAAACUAUUGUGUUCAUGCAUUCAAACAAAUAUCUGCAUAACAUAAAAACACAUGUGACCUCAUCUGUUU